Messenger RNA from Chironomus riparius, 4348 nucleotides. NCBI's taxonomy places the organism in Eukaryota, Metazoa, Arthropoda, Insecta, Diptera, Chironomidae. The record is from the annotation of a GenBank genome assembly.
AAAAGACAUGAAUUCGCAAGCCUGCGGCUCAUUCAUCGUGUUGAAUUUUAAGCGACAUUUGCGUUUUUUCUCAAUUUUUAAAGUUCGAAUUUUAUUUUUUAUUUCUGUAAAGUGAGUUGAUUUUUUUUUUUAAAUUUCACUUACAAAAAGGAAUUUGACUUAAAAGAAAAAAAUUUAAAAAAUUAUUUUUUGGUGAACUUUUUUUUAUGGUUGCGUGUGCUAAAAGUGUACGUGCAUAACAAGAAGUGACAAUUUCUUCUAAAAAAGGCAAAGUGAAAAUUGCAAAAAAUUCGUACAAAUAAAAUUAACAUCAAAUUAAGUUGAGAAAAGUUAUUGGUGUUUUUUUUUUGUUUGGGGAGGUGACAGCAAUAAUUUUUCAGAGCAAAAUGAAAGUGCAUUUACUGGCCUUUGUAUUAGGCCUCGCAGCAAUCACCAGCGCAGAUGUUCGUGAUAUUUUAAAUAAUCCUCACCAGUCAGUCUACUCGAAUGCAAAUUUUGCUGGCCAACCAUUCACAAAACAGCAAUAUCAGCAACAACAGAACAUACAAAAUCCCAGUAAGCAGUUUUGGUGGGCAGAUACACCAUUUUCGCCCUUUUCAAAAUCUGAAAAUGUCAAUACACAAAACGGUGGCUGCGGAAGCGGCUGCUUAUCACAAAACACUUUACACAAUACACAACAACAAAAACAACAAAAUUAUUAUCAACAUGAAAUUUCAACACAAACUCACACAAAACGAAACGAUCGAUACAUUCAAAAUCCAUUUAUGCAAAAUGUUAUUGCAAGUCAACAACAGCCACAUUACCAACAACAAAAACAACAUCAACAGCCUCAAUAUCAACCGCAACAAUAUUCCAAUAUUUAUGCCCAAAUGGCUUCCCUUUCAGGCACACCAAACGAAGUAAAUAGCUUGAUGACAGACGCAACAGUUAGCCAAUCCUUCUCACAGUAUCGUCCCGUGCCGAAAAUUCCGUGCUAUGGUGCAAGUCAAGUAUGUGCACCGAAAAACGCAUGCCACAAUGGUUUCAUCAGCGAAAGUGACCUCGGAUUAGUGCAGAGUCAAGCGAAUAAUUGUGAUAGCGAGUCAGAAGCAUGUUGUAAUAUUCAACCAGUCGAGCGUCACUUCGAUCAACCAACUCCAUGUUCUGAACCAAACUCAGCUUGUGUGUCACCAAAGCACUGCUUCAAUGGCUACAUCGAUCAAUCAGCUGAAGAAAAAGCCAUUCAGAGCCCGAACGGUUUCUGCCAGGCAUUAGAAGUUUGUUGUCAAUUCUCACAAAGCAAAUCAUCAAAUCUUAUCUUAGACAGUGAUUUUGCCGCUGCUGCUCAAUCAACAUCAGAAGUUCUCACAAAGGAAGGAUAUGUCGUUAAUGUUCCAAGCAAUCAAUACUUGCCAUCAAGACCUGAACCAGAAUUUAAUCCAGAUGCAACAAAUCAAGAUCCAUCAAAGAUUAAGCCUUCAACUGCUGCUCCAAGAUGUACAAAUGGCGCUCCAAAUUAUCCAGAUUGUUGCUUAAACGGAGGUUCAGGUCCAUACUGCUGCACAAAUGGAGUUACUAACAAUCAAUACUGUUGUACUAAUGGAGCUCAAAACCCAUCAUGUACAUUCAGUGAUGAAAUCGUGCCCCAACCAAGACCCACGCCUGCUCCACAACCAAUUCCAAGUCAAAGACCAUACCAACCACAACCCACUCCCGCUCCACAACCAAGACCCACGCCUGCUCCACAGCCAAUUCCAAGUCAAAGACCAUACCAACCACAACCUACUCCCGCUCCUCAACCUAGACCCACAGCUGCUCCACAGCCAAUUCCAAGUCAAAGACCAUACCAACCACAACCUACCCCUGCUCCACAGCCCAGACCUACCCCUGCUCCACAGCCUAGACCUACCCCUGCUCCACAGCCUAGACCUACACAACGUCCAUACCAACCAAAUCCAAAUGUUAACGUUCAAGAUGAGGCUAUCUUUGUUCCAGUUGCUUGUGCCGCUGCUAUGAAUUGUACUAUUGCUGAAUUCUGUGAUGCUAAUGGAAGAAUCUCAAAGACACAACAUGAUACAAGCAAUAUAAUGAGAGUUCCAAUGACAGAUUGUCUUAUUGGAGGACCUGGUGGACAACCAGGAAAAUGUUGCAUUGACCCAGACUAUACUGAUCCAUGGCCAACUGGCAGAACUGGUCAAUAUGUUGCUGAUGAAUUAAAUGCUGUUUUCGAUGAUGGCUCAUAUAGACCAGAUCGUCAAAGUCAAAGAAAACGUCAAGUGCAAAAUCGUGGACAAGUUGCUGCCAAUUCUGAUCAAGUUGUAACACGCGUUGCUCCACCAAAAAGAAAUAUCGCAAGAAGACAAAACUCAGCUCCACAAAUUAAUCAGGUUGCAAGCGAAAACAGAAAUUUUCCACAAAUUGUCUCAGCACCAAAAUCACAAGUUUCAGAUGAAGCUAAAUGUGGACUUAGAAAUUUGGGAACAAGACCAAGAGGAAAAGCUCCUUUAGGUACCGGUUUUGGCGAAUUCACAUGGGUAGCUAUGGUCAUUUUGGAAUCAAAGAAAGCUCUUCUCUGUGGUGGUGCCAUUAUUCACAAAAAUAUUGUUGUCACAUCUGCAAACUGUGUCAAUGGCCACCGUCAUAAUGACGUCUUAAUCAAGGCUGGUGAAUGGAGAUUAGGAAGCGACGAAGAACCAAAACCUUUCCAGAUUGUUCGCGUUCAAAGAAUCAUCUUCCAUCCAGAAUUUAAGCCAAAUACAUUGCAAAAUGAUAUUGCAUUGCUUUAUUUGGAAAAUGACAUUAAAUGGGAUGAUACUCAUAUCCAACCAAUCUGCUUAGAUGAAAGUGAUGCUGAGGUUAAAUCAACUGACGAGUGUGUGACAACUGGAUGGGGCAAAGAAGUCUUGAAAGUUCAUCUCGGAAAUGCUCUCAUGCAACACGUCAAGGUCUCAGUCCUCCCACAAGCUGACUGUCAAUCUCAACUCCAAUCAACAAAAUUAGGAUAUUCAAAUUCAGUCCUCUGCGGAGUAACGCAAUACGAUGCUUGUCAAGUCGACAAUGGCAGUGCCCUCGCCUGUACAGACGGUUCAGGACAUUAUGUAUUGAAGGGUAUCUACUCAACAGAAACUGCCUGUGAGAAUCCAAAUCAAAUUGUCGCAUUCACAAGAACAGAUCUUCAAUGGAUCACAUCAGUGAUUAGAAAUCCUACACAAGCUCGAUUAUGAAGAACGAAUUUAAUUCCUUAAAACUUUCUUCUUUUAUUGAUUUAAUAUGUUUUUCAACUAGACUUUACGUACCGACAUAGGAUAUUUCGAAAUAAAUGAUUUAAGAAAUUUGUACUCAUCUACAUACAUAAACAUUCACACAUACACAUGCAUGUAUUAUUUUCAUAAAUUUAUCAUAUACUCGCACAUACACACACAUGAUUAAUAUAAAAUGUAUGUCUCCUCAAAUUUUACAACUUACUCCUUUUUGGGGAUCAUUUAAAAGAGAUAUGUUUAAUACGACAGAAUGAAUGUGAGGAUAGAGAAAUUUUUGGGAAGAAGCUACCCAAAGCCUGCAUCAUCCUCAAAUCCUUACUUACAUUUAGAUAUCUCAAAACCCCAAAUCUAUUUUUGUAUUAAAAAUUGUAAUUUUUAUGCACAAAAUGAAUUGAAUCGUUGAUAUUAUGCUUAAUUGUACUUAUUAUUAUCCAUUACGUACUUUUUAUCAUUGUUUUAAGAACCAUUAAUUUUACUUAAAUUUAGAAACUUAAAAAAACCCUUUGUGCUCUUUAAAUCCUAGACUAGAUGAUAAUUCACUAAUUAGUGACGACUCUUUUUCUUAGCAGUGCCUGAAUUUAAUGUAUGGGAGACAAAAAUGACGGAAAUUUUGGAAUAAGAUAUGAUUCAAGUUUAGUUCAAAUUUAUAUGAAGUCGAGACUAGAUUUCUGGUAUUCUGUUUAAAACCGGCAUUUGCUAGACCAACGAUAAUGCUAUUCACUAUCAAGAUGGUCGUAAUUACUUGUAAUUUUCUACAUACCUUAAAUUCUCAUUCAUCCUUUUGUAAGAUUUGAUAAAAUAAGCUUUACGAUGAAUUUUUGUGCUAAAUGAUCACAAUAAUAUCAAAACACUGUUUUAAAUUAUUACUACUGAUUAAUCCUUGUCCUCUCUCGGACCAUAGAUCAUAACUUGAAAAAAAUCUCAAUACAGUUUUGGAAUCAAAUUUUAAUUGUUUUGAUAGAGUUUGGUCAUUGUUUUGUUUUAAUACAAAAUCAUAAUGCUUAAUUGUCUUUUAAACGAGAAACUGAUGUAUUUAUUAAGCUUGAUUAAAAUCACAUUGUAGAAAUUUAAAGAGAAAAAGAAAAGAAAUAAAAAAUCUUUACACUGAA